AUGUUGGCAUCUCGUCAGCUCCUGGGCAAUGUUGCCCGGAGCCGUGCCGCCGCCGGCCUGCCUCUGCGGCGAACCAUGGCCACCGUCACAGAUUCUCCUCUCGACCGCAAGGUCAGGCAAAACAACUGGGAAGAGGGCAACUUCAUCAACUACAAGAAGAUGUCCGAGAACCUUGCUAUCGUCCGCGCAAGACUCAACCGACCCCUCACAUACGGCGAGAAGAUCCUGUACUCUCACCUGGACGACCCAGAAGGCCAGGAUAUCGAACGCGGCAGCUCCUACCUGAAACUGCGGCCCGACCGCGUUGCCUGCCAGGAUGCCACCGCCCAGAUGGCUAUUCUGCAGUUCAUGUCCGCCGGCAUGCCCCAGGUCGCAAACCCCUCCACGGUUCACUGUGACCACCUGAUCGAGGCCCAGGUUGGCAACGAGAAGGAUCUGGCCCGCGCCGUGAGCAUCAACAAGGAGGUCUACGACUUCCUCUCGUCCGCCUGCGCAAAGUACAACAUUGGUUUCUGGAAGCCCGGCUCUGGUAUCAUCCACCAGAUCCUGCUCGAGAACUAUGCCUUCCCCGGUGGUCUGCUCAUCGGCACCGACUCCCACACCCCCAACGCCGGUGGUCUCGGCAUGUGCGCUAUCGGUGUUGGCGGUGCCGAUGCUGUCGAUGUCAUGGCCAACCUGCCCUGGGAGCUCAAGGCCCCCAAGUUCAUCGGUGUCAAGCUGACCGGCCAGAUGUCCGGCUGGACCUCAGCAAAGGACAUUAUCCUCAAGGUCGCCGGCAUUCUCACUGUCAAAGGCGGCACGGGGGCGAUUUUGGAUUAUUUCCGACCCGGUGUUGACAGCAUCUCAGCGACGGGUAUGGGCACAAUCUGCAACAUGGGUGCUGAAAUCGGCGCGACAACCUCCAUCUUCCCCUUCAAUGAGAGCAUGUACAAGUAUCUGGAGGCUACCAAGCGCAAGGAGAUUGGUGACUUUGCCCGGACUUAUGCCAAAGACCUCCGCGAGGACGAGGGUGCCGAGUAUGACCAGCUGAUCGAGAUCAACCUGUCCGAGCUCGAGCCUCACAUUAACGGCCCCUUCACUCCCGAUCUGGCUACGCCUAUCUCCAAGUUCAGCCAGGCUGUCAAGGACAACGGCUGGCCCGAGGAGCUCAAGGUUGGCCUCAUCGGCUCCUGCACCAACUCCUCGUAUGAAGACAUGUCUCGCGCUGCCGCGAUCGCCCGUGACGCCCUUGACCACGGUCUCAAGUCCAAGGCCAUCUUCACUGUCACCCCUGGCUCUGAGCAGAUUCGUGCUACCAUUGCUCGCGAUGGUCAGCUUGAGACCUUUGAGGAGUACGGCGGCAUCGUUCUUGCCAAUGCUUGUGGUCCUUGCAUUGGACAGUGGGAUCGUCGCGAUGUUGAGAAGGGCACAGCCAACUCCAUCGUCUCGUCCUACAACCGAAACUUCACUGGCCGGAACGACGGCAACCCCGCCACUCACUCCUUCGUCACCUCCCCCGACCUGGUUGUCGCCAUGACCGUUGCUGGCUCUCUGCACUUCAACCCGCUGACCGACACCCUGAAGGACAAGGACGGCAAGGAGUUCAAACUGAAGCCCCCUACUGGUGAUGGCCUCCCGACCCGGGGCUACGACCCAGGCAUGGACACCUACCAGGCACCUCCCAAGGAUCGUGCCGCCGUCGAGGUCAAGGUCGCACCUUCUUCCGACCGUCUUCAGAUCCUGUCACCAUUCAAUGCCUGGGAUGGCAAGGACGCUACCGACCUGCCUAUCCUUAUCAAGACCCAGGGCAAGACCACCACCGAUCACAUCUCAAUGGCUGGCCCCUGGUUGAAGUACCGCGGUCACUUGGACAACAUCUCCAACAACAUGCUGAUCGGCGCCAUCAACGCUGCCAAUGGUGAGGCCAACAAGGUUUGCAACCAGACCAAUGGCGAGUGGGAUGCCGUUCCUGCUGUUGCCCGUGACUACAAGGCCAAGGGCAUCCGGUGGGUCGUCAUUGGAGACUGGAACUACGGUGAGGGUUCUUCGCGUGAGCACGCUGCUCUUGAGCCCCGCCACCUUGGUGGCCUUGCCAUCAUCACCCGAUCCUUUGCCCGUAUUCACGAGACGAAUCUGAAGAAGCAGGGCAUGCUGCCCCUGACCUUCUCUGACCCCGCCGACUACGACAAGAUUCCUACGGAUGCCAAGGUCGACAUCAAGGCCACCGAGCUCGAGCCCGGCAAGCCCAUUACUAUGGUCGUCAAGCCCAAGGACGGCAAGGCCUUCGAGAUUAAGCUGUCGCACACGUUCAACGCCGGUCAGAUCGAGUGGUUCAAGAACGGCAGUGCUCUGAACACGAUGGCCAAGAACAACAAGUAA
This is a messenger RNA of Cryphonectria parasitica EP155, 2358 nucleotides long. Its product is annotated as aconitate hydratase. Gene Ontology annotation, cellular component: cytosol; mitochondrion. The transcript has 5 exons. The record is from RefSeq and is a predicted model, not a curated record. Bases 1 to 2358 code for a protein of 785 amino acids. Gene Ontology annotation, molecular function: 4 iron, 4 sulfur cluster binding; aconitate hydratase activity. Gene Ontology annotation, biological process: tricarboxylic acid cycle. NCBI's taxonomy places the organism in Eukaryota, Fungi, Ascomycota, Sordariomycetes, Diaporthales, Cryphonectriaceae.